AAGAAAGAGAUGCUUUCCUGAAAGACAUGGAGUAGCUCUCCUCUGCGCGAGGCGUACUGUUCUGGGGUUUGGCAGUGAGUGAUGUCUACCACACGGGCAGCUCCUCUCUGGCACGCACAUACAAACAAACACAAAGAAACAGACGCUGGAUGUCACAAAUGAACCGAGGCAGGUGCAGUUUCUUUACUUGGAUGGAUAAUGCAUACGAGUUGAAAGGAGAACGCAGCUUCGUAUGGAUUUAUCAUCUUUCUGAUUUUAAUCUGCUCUCUGCUUUUGUCCUUAUUUUGCUGCAGCCUACAUAUCGAUCAGGAAGAAGAUCAAUCAGAAAUACACCUCCGACUUUCUUUUCUGGCUCGCCAACACACCGCUGGGACUCUUUCUGAAAAACUGGCUUUGAAAGUUUCAAUACAGUUUUUCCCUUGAACUGAUCGAAAUGAAAAGCAACAUUUUGCUCACAUGCAUGAAGAACUCCACGCGCAAGGUUUGAACAUAGUUGCGCGCUCUCUUUGGAGCAAGGUUUGUCAAUACGAUACCUGGAUUACCCUUUUGACUGCCCGGUGAACCCUUGUGAAUCACAGCAGAGGAGGUAAAGGUACGUCAGGGGGUCUGCAGUCUUUAGAUCGGACCGAGAAUCAAACAGUGUUACAAGCUGAUCGGAUACAAGCACUUUCGGGACAGGAACCACCCUUCACAGUCGGGGUCAAAGGGAUUGGCACAAGAAUGCUGGUGCCAGGUGCCCAGGGGCAGGAUGGCAUUGUGUUGGCAGAGAUCUGCGGUUGUUAGAUGGUUUCUCUUGAUGCUCCUCUGGCAUUGGGCACCUCUGGGCCCACUGAGCUGGUUCCUGGCUCUGGCUGAGCGUCUGGACCAGAAAACAUCACCUUUUUCUUCUAUCUCCGGCCGGACCAGCGGCCAGCUGGAUUGGCUCCUGUCUGAUAAAGGGCCCUUCCAUCGCUGUCCAGAAUACACAGAGUUUAAAGAACGGUUCCAGCAAGGCUUCUCCACGCGCUAUAAAAUCUACAGGGAGUUUAGUCACUGGAAAGUGAACAGCUUGGUCACAGAGAAGAGAGACUUCUUCAAAGCUCCACUGCCUUUGGCGCCGGAAUUUUUACGCAACCUCAGGCUCCUGGGGAGACGCCCGAGCCUCCAGCAGAUCCACGAAAACCUGAUCAAGAAAUAUGGCACGCAUUUCUUGGUAUCGGCCACACUUGGAGGGGAGGAGUCGCUCACAAUCUUCCUGGACAAACAGAAGCUGAGUAAAAAGUCGGAUGGCAGUGGCAACAGCUCUGUGGUCUCCCUGGAAAUCCUGCACCAGUUAGCAGCGUCGUACUUCACGGACAGAGAGAGCACCCUGCGGCGACUACACCACCUGCAGAUCGCCACAUCUGCCAUCAAGGUAACAGAGACCAGGACGGGGCCUCUCGGAUGCAGUAACUACGACAGCCUGGAUUCCGUCAGCUCUGUUUUAGUGCACAGCCCGGAAAAUAAAAUCCAUCUGAAAGGUCUACAGGAUGUGCUUCCCGAGUACCUGCGGAAUCGUUUUGUGGAGGCGGCCCUCAGUUACGUGGCGUGUAAUUCGGAGGGCGAACUACUGUGUCGCAACAAUGACUGCUGGUGCCGCUGCUCUACAAAGUUCCCCGACUGUAACUGCCCCUUCGCGGAUAUCAAAGCCAUGGAGGAGAGCCUCAGAAAGAGCAAGGAGUCCUGGAGCAACCUCAACAAUGAGUUUAUGGAGUCAGACGAGUUCAAGGCCUUUCUGAAGAAACUGCCGCCGGAUCAUUUUUUAAACACCUCCGCUAUCUUAAGGUUCUGGACGUCAGAUCUGGUCCUGCAGAGACGUUAUGGUCUGUUGGAGGCCAGCACUAAAGCCGUGCUGGGAAAAGCCAUCAAGAUAGUACGCAAGCUCUUUACUCUCAGCAAGCGCUGUCCCGCACAGCCUCAGAUCAGCCUGCCUAGAGAAAGGACUCUGGCUUUUUGGCUGAACAAAGCCCAGUCUCUGUUGUACUGCAGCGAGCAUGGCGUGCAUGGCACCUUCUCCGAGCAACUGCAGGGCUGCAUCUGUCCCGCAGACCAACGCAACGUCUGCCAGGGCACCGUUCCCUGUAGGGUCGGUGAGGGGACCCUCUGCUCGUCCUGUGCCCCAGACAACAUUACCCGCUGCGGCACAUGCCUCCCAGGCAGCAUCCUCCAUAUGGGCUCCUGUCGGCCCAACAUUGCCAACUCUUUGGACCACUACGUCAACUUUGACUUUGACAUGCCAGACGCGGAGAUGCGUUACCUCCUCCACAGGUUAGACAGCCGUAUGGAGGUCCACGCCAUCUACAUCAGCAACGACGUGCGCCUGGGCAGCUGGUUCAACCCAGCAUGGAGGAAGCGCAUGCUGCUCACCCUGAAGAGCAACAAGAACAAGUCCAACCUCAUCCAUAUGUUGAUGGGGAUCUCGUUCCAGAUCUGUUCCACCAAGAACAGCACGCUAGAACCCGUGCCUGCAAUCUACGUCAACCCCUUCGGGGGCAGUCACUCGGAGAGCUGGUUCAUGCCCAUCAACCAGCAGGACUUUCCAGACUGGGAAAGAACUAAACUGGAUUCCUCGCUCCAGUGCUAUAACUGGACCCUCAAUCUUGGCAGCAGGUGGAAGUCCUUCUUUGAGACGGUGCACAUUUACUUGCGCAGCCGCGUCAUCACGGACGAUCCCAUCGUCAACGAGACCCUUUUUUAUGAACCGCUGGACCUGGACGACCAGUCGGCCAAUCUGGGCUACAUGAAAAUCAACAGCAUGAAGGUGUUUGGCUACAGCAUGCACUUUGACCCAGAGGGGAUCAAGGACCUUAUCCUGCAGUUGGACUACCCGUACACGCAGGGCUCCCAGGACGCGGCCUUCCUCAUGCUUUUGGAGAUGAGGGACCGCAUCAACAGGCUCUCUCCACCGGGAGCCCAGCCGUUGGACCUCUUCGCGUGCCUGCUGAGGCACCGGCUCAAGCUGUCCUCCAGCGAGGUUGUGCGCAUACGGGAGACGCUGCAGAGUUUCAACGCCAGACUCCCUAAUUCAUCCGAGCCAGAACUCAGCCAGCUGUGCAGCUAGCUGGAAUGAGUCCUCGUCGCUCAUUUAUGCCUGCGUGUGAGACUGUAUUUGUAAAUGAGAUGAGAGAGGGAAAAGAAAUAUAUUGUCAGUGUGUGCGUGUGUGUGUAAAUGUUUGUGGAUGAGAGUGGCUUUGAAGCAUCUUCCUUUGGGAACCGGUUUUAACAAACAGCAUUUUCAAUGGACUGAUAUACUGUAGGAGCAUAGAAGCUGUUGAAUAUUCCCUCACUGGGAAAAUCUUGUUGAAGAAGAGGGAAUCUAGCCUACGGUCAGAUCUACUCAGUGUCUUUGAGUAAGGGUUUCCUUUGAUAGAAUGGGGAUUUAACUUAAGGGGACUGCCUACUCGAUGAUCCUGAUCAAACAUGGAAAGAGAACAUUUUAAGCGAAAAUAUACUGUAUACCUGCAUUUUCUUAGCACGUACAGUAAGGGCUGAUGCCGAAGGUCUUUUUUGGCAAUGUCAUUGUUUGAAAAGCAGAGAAUCGACGAUAAGGAUUACAAUCUGUAACGUUUGGUAGAACAGUUGUGGGAGAACAGAACGGUUUUAACAAUCGACAAAUAAUUCAAUCCUUGCUUUUCUAUUUUAUCUGGAGUCGCAAAUCCUGUAUCGUGAGAUCUGUAUAUCUGUAUUUAAUGUCGAAUUGAAUGCCAGAAUGUCGGACAGAAAUUUCUUUGUAUUCAGAGAUAUGGGCAAACCAAAAGAUGAACAUGAAAGUAAAUUCAUUGGCAACAUUUCUAUGUUGUUUUUUUAUGUUCACUGGAGUCUCUUUUAAGGAAAUAACGUUAAGGUAACAUACUUACAAUAUCGCUUUGAAAUCGAUUUGUGGACAGCUUUGUAAAUAUUGCUCCAUCUCAUUCAAGAAAAGAUUCACAGCGCUUCUUGGAUAUAUACAGAUAAACACCUGUAUUUGUACUUUUUUGAAAGUGCAAGACCAAAAAACAACACUUCAACACAAAACAAUUGCCUUAUGAAGUGAAGUCUCUGUUCUGAUAUCAAAGCACACUUGGCUGUAUGUGUCUUUCUCUCUCUCUCUCUCUCUCUCUCUCUCUCUCUCUCUCUCUCUCUCUCUCUCUCUCUCUCUCUCUCUCUCUUUAAAAUCUCUUUAAAAUACUAUCUCUGAGCUUUUUCAGUAGUUCUUGUUAUUUUCCUCUAUAUUAAAUUCUCAUUUCAAUUCCAGUGACUUUUAAUCUGUACAUUUUUAAUUGAAGUAUUAUAUGAGAAGUGCAUUUUGUGUCAUCUAUGUGCAAAUACAGAGUUACAUUUACAUUACCUGAUUCAAUAGCUUUGUUUCUUGCAGACAUUUUCAAUGUUUUUUCAUUAUACAAAAUCCUAGAUGUGACCGAAUGUAUUUUGACAUCUCUGCAUUUAGAAGCACUUCUUUGCUCUCAGGAUUUAAUAAGCGAAUCACGUAAGUGUUUUGGAUUAAGUUACUUGGGUUGUAGCAUUUGUCAACGCAAUCCGCCACACAAUUACAUCCCCUGACAAACAAAAGCUUUUAAAACUCCUUGAAUAAAACUGGAAUGUCUAUAUAUGCAAUAUACUGUAUAUGCAUCUACAUAAAAAUGAUAUUCUGACAUGAGAUGAAUGCUUUAAUAUAUAAAGAUCAACUUCUACAGUGUGAGAAAAAAAUAAAUAAUCAAAAAGUGUCAUUUAUGCAGUUGUCAUGGAGAGUGGUAGGGUCGUCUCAUGCGCUGUCACAGUAUAUCUGACUCUGUGCAGUCUAUAACUGCAAUGAAUAAACAUUCUCACGUAAUUCGUGGGAUGGAAAUCACAGGGAGUCUGUAAAUAUUCGUUGUUUGUCCCAAUGUCUGAGAUGGGAUUCAGUUCUUGCCCUUCAACGAAGACAAAGUCCAGACAGUGAAGGACAUCUAAUCAAUCACAGCGACCAUGUGUAGAGCCACACCGCCUUCUGUUUCAGAAGAUAUAAACAAUGUGAAUAUUUUAGAAUUGAUCAUGGCUGAAACGACAAAGGUUACAGUGUGCUUUUAGGUCAGACUUGAUUAUAACUUUUAAUAAUCAAAUCAUUAAUAAACAUUAUGUAAUGCUUCUGUAUGUUUUCUAACUACUGAAUGUAUAGUGACGUCUAAAAGUCUGAGUCCACCAGUGAAAUUACUUUUGCCUCAAAAAUGAGAACAUUUGACAGGUCCCCUAUUUGCUGUAAUGACAACAUGCACUGGACUGGCAUGAACUCCACGCCAAACUCAUCGUUCAUUUGUUUUAAAUAUGUAAAAAUCCUAAUGCUAUGGUUUAAAAUAGAUUCUGAAUCACAGGCUCUUAUUUUGUUUUUGGAGGUCUCUUUGUAUUAAUCUAUAAAGCAUUACAGUAUAUAGUCACAAUGUCAUUUGUAGUUAAAUUUCAAAUAAAAAUGAUUGAAAAUGGACUAAAAUUAUGUAAUGAUUUACAUUUACAUUCAUUCAUUUGGCAGACGCUUUUAUCCAAAGCGACUUUCAAGUAGGAGAGCAUUUCUGUCGGGACCACUGUCGUCAAUAAUUUAACGAUAGCAUAUAUUUAGUUUGGCGGAAUGAAACUGUUCUGGGCAAACUCUCUGCCCGUCCAUGCAGCCUUGCAUGGACAUAGCAGGAGCGCAGCAAUACAUGUCCCCCCCCACCCCCCCACCUGGGGAACCAGAACAGUUCCUGAUGCGUAACAGGAUUAAAUUAAAAGAUCCGAAGAUACAGGCAGAUAAGGAGGGGAUGGAGGUGGGUUUUAGGUGCAACACGAUUAAGCAGCUGAUAAGGAGCAAAGAAAUGCAACUUAAAUAGGACGCAGUCUAGUGUGUGUUGUAUGACUAUUGGUUAACGUUGAUUAGCUGCACCUGAUGUGAUCAGCUGAUGCAAGCUGAACUCACGUGACCUGCCAGAACUAACGCUACGCUUGAUUUUGUCAACGCGCUAGUUAGUUUACAAGGCCAUGCUACUAGGAGGAUUAAAGCUGGAGUAAGCAAAGGAGAGAAUGAACAGCAAGAUGAUAUUUUUGUUCAAUUGCUGAGCUUUCAGUGUUUUUAAAAAUGGCUCAAAUUAAUUAAUAUAAUAUAUUAAUAUAAAAUUAAAAUUCACAAUUAUAUCUCGACUAAGAAAGCUUAUAUAUUAAUAUAUUUUUUAAUACGACAUAAAAACUAUUACUGUGUCAAAGGAAACAUGUCUAAUCCAGCCAUUUCUUGAUUCAAUUUUCUUUUUGUAAUAUUGUACUCUUGGAUUUCACUUGAAAGUUGUACUUUUACCUUCAACGUAGGCCAGACAAAAUUCCCAUAAUACUCUCCAGCAAAAAAAAAAAAGAUGUAUUACUGUAACAGUUUCAAGUAACCUUGUUUUUAUUUCUUUGGGAAUUCACCAGAAGUUGUAUUCUUAUUUUGCUCCUUAGAUAGACAAGAUUAUGCUUUUUUAGAAACACGUCAAAUGUGACCUAUUUUCAGCCUCUCUGCAUGCAGUUUCAAUGAUUUAAGACUAAAAUGUGAGGCUUUUUUCAGAAAACUAGUUCUCAUUAGCAUACUUUAAAAAAACAGAUCCUCAGAUGCACACAGUAAUACAGUAGGCACAGGGGGAGAAAACAAUUAUUCGCUAUGAAAUCAUUACAUAAUUAAUUCCAACUCAUAUUUUAAGUCAUUCAAAAAGGCAUGUAGUCAAACUAAUACAGUUCCUGGUGUUUUGGGUUCAUACUAACUGCUGAGUGAACACAGACACGUGGAAAAACCUCAGCAAUGUUAUUUCAGAGCUUUAAUGCUCUUGAUUCUGGGUGCAAUCAUUUUUUUCUCAUCAAUCUUUAAACUUCAUUUUAAAGCCCUUUUUUAUGUUACACUUCAGAUAUCCAGACACUUCAGUCUGUAUAAAUGCAGCCUUCCAGACAGCUUUAAAACGCUUUAAACAUCAAGCGUCAGAAAUUGUAUCUCUAUCAUUUCAUAAAUGUGGUGUCAUUCCGGUGCUGUGAAUAUUUUUAAUGCCUGUACCUGCAAAGAUUUUAUUAAAAUAUUUCAUCUCAGAUGUCUAGGGUCAUGACUCCAUGCGUUGCUUUUUUAUGAAGGGAUCAAUGUUCAGAACCAAAGUGCCGAGUAUAAAUGGUUUGAGGAAGAAACAGUACAGCUCAGUUAAGAGCAUAUGGUAGAAACAAAAACAAUUCUGUUAGCUGAUUGUUUAUGGUGUCAAGGAUUCUGUGCAGUCAGAUAGGCAUUGAGGCCAUGAAAUGAAACAUGAUCUUUAUACUCUUAAAAGCAAGUGUCAUAUCUUUUCUACCACUAUUAUCUCACUUCUUAAUACAUUUACAACUUUGAGAUUGAAAUUUUAAAAAGGCUUACUGUUGUGGUUUAAAGGUCCAGUUUGUGAAAUUUAGCAGCAUCUAAUGGUGAGGUUACGAAUUGCAACCAACUACUCACUCUAUCCUCCCUUUUGAAGCACUACGGUGGCUGACACAGGACAAUCGUGUUUUGCUUAUUUGCCGAAGGAGAUAAGGUAUUUACGAAACAUGCUCUGUAGAGCAGUUUGACCAUUUAGGGCUACUGUAGAAACAACAUAAAGAAAAAAAUAAAACAUUAACCCUCUCUCUUUCUCUCAGCAGGUAGUGGUCUAGCUUUUGUUGGAACUAACUUUGUAUUAGCACCUAUUGUAUUAUUGCUCCUGUAUGACAUAUCACUUAUUGCUUCCUGAACUCUUUGUAAGUCGCUUUGGAUAAAAGCGUCUGCUAAAUGACUAAAUGUAUAUGUAAAUGUAAUAAUGAGUUCCAUGUAAGGGGCCCGCGGUGUAUGUAGAUAGACCAUUC
Triplophysa rosa is the source of this 7824-nucleotide messenger RNA. It is a transcript of the gene brinp2, whose product is annotated as bone morphogenetic protein/retinoic acid inducible neural-specific 2. Gene Ontology annotation, biological process: positive regulation of neuron differentiation; negative regulation of mitotic cell cycle. The record is from RefSeq and is a predicted model, not a curated record. Bases 749 to 3079 code for a protein of 776 amino acids. Lineage: Eukaryota; Metazoa; Chordata; Actinopteri; Cypriniformes; Nemacheilidae. The transcript has 8 exons.